Oncorhynchus masou masou (cherry salmon) is the source of this 4200-nucleotide messenger RNA. RefSeq names its product heterogeneous nuclear ribonucleoprotein A0-like. The record is from RefSeq and is a predicted model, not a curated record. Gene Ontology annotation, cellular component: catalytic step 2 spliceosome. Lineage: Eukaryota; Metazoa; Chordata; Actinopteri; Salmoniformes; Salmonidae. The transcript is spliced from 2 exons. Gene Ontology annotation, biological process: mRNA splicing, via spliceosome. Bases 703 to 1704 code for a protein of 333 amino acids. Gene Ontology annotation, molecular function: mRNA 3'-UTR binding.
AACUGGCCUCCAUUCAUGCAUAAAAGAAUAAAAUGUUCAGACCUUCCAGAAUUUCCUGUUACGCUGUCUACAACCAGUCCUCAUUGAGGGAGGAGUGACAAACCUGAUUGGAGGCAGGACCAUUACACUACCAAAGGCUGUCUUUUCUAAUACUAGGUCUAUCCUAAUCAAUGUGGGAUUUUUGGUUGUCUGACAUCUAAUUUGAUUGGAUAGCAGUGAGGAUUGUUAUUUUUCUCCAGUGCACUGGCUAUACUCAAGCAAUAAGGCAUGAAGGGGUCUGGUAUAUGACUACGGGCUGUAUCCAGGUACUCUGCGUUGUCUGAUUAUACCAUGGCUGUCAGCCAGGGCUUGACCCACCCAGUUUAUAAAAUCUAUAAACAGCUUUUUGUUUUGCUACAUACGUGCCAAAUGUAAACUAGUCGAUACAAUUGUAUUCUAGUUUUUGUCCUGUCCAAAUUUGAUUCCAAUGUGCCCGAUCAUUAUGUCCUUAAGAUUAUGAAAAGCUGCAAAAUGGGUAACUUUUUGCUAAAAUGUAGUUCUAUUGGAGUUUAUCAAUUUACAAUAGCUCGCCCCUAGGAGGCUCGUAGACGUGUAAGCAUUACGUCGACGCCAACCAGUCUACAUCCGCCAUUUUAGACACCAAAAGAAGCACUGUCAAAAGUCUAUGCGUUGACAUAACCAUAUAAAUUGCAUCAAAGCGAGAUGGAAAAUCAACUCUGCAAGCUCUUUAUUGGUGGACUAAAUGUUCACACCACUGACGGUGGUCUUCGUAAACACUUUGAACAGUAUGGCCAGCUGACCGACUGCGUAGUUGUUCAGAACCAGCAACUACAGCGUUCUCGCUGUUUUGGUUUUGUAACCUAUGCUACUGCUGAUGAGGCAGACGCUGCAAUGUCCGCCCGGCCUCAUGCCCUGGACGGCAACAAUGUUGAACUGAAAAGAGCAGUGGCACGUGAAGAUGCGGGAAAACCCGAGGCUCUGGCUAAGGUUAAGAAAAUAUUUAUCGGGGGUCUGAAAGAAGACAUAGAGGAUGGACAUCUGAACGAGUACUUUUCUCAGUUCGGUACUAUCGAGAAGGCCGAGGUUAUUAGCGAUAAUCAAACUGGUAAGAAGAGGGGUUUUGGUUUUGUUUAUUUCGAAGAUUAUGAUUCUGCCGACAAAGCGGUGGUACUGAAGUUCCACCAUAUAAAUGGCCAUAAAGUAGAGGUGAAAAAAGCCCUCACAAAGCAAGAAAUGCAGGCUGCUGGCACCCGUGGCGGGAGGGGAGGAAGGUUUCAAAAUGGAUACGGUGCUGGCUAUGGAGGAGGUUAUGGAGGCAGUGACGGUGGAUACGGCGUGGGGUACAGUGGAGGCUAUGGUGACCAAAUGGGUGGCUACGGUGGGAACGGCUACAGUGAUUUUGGAGGUGGCUAUAGCGACCAGUCAUCUAAUUAUGGCCCCAUGAAAGAUGAACGUGGUACCUUCAGGCUUAUGGAAAUUGCUCCCAUGAAUGAACCAGACUUGUGGAGGUCUACAAUUUUUUUUCUGAGGUCUUGGCUGAUUUCUUUUGAUUUUCCCAUGAUGUCAAGCAAAGAGGCACUGAGUAUGAAGGUAGGCCUUGAAAUACAUCCACAGGUACACCUCCAAUUGACUCAAAUGAUGUCAAUUAGCCUAUCAGAAGCUUCUAAAGCCAUUACAUUUUCUGGAAUUUUCCAAGCUGUUUGAAGGCACAGUCAACGUAGUGUAUGUAAACAUCUGACCCACUGGAAUUGUGAAACAGUGAGUUAAAAGUGAAAUAAUCUGUCUGUAAACAAUUGUUGGAAAAAUGACUUGUGUCAUGCACAAAGUAGAUGUCCUAACUGACUUGCCAAUACUAUAGUUUGUUAACAAGACAUUUGUGUAGUGUUUGAAAAAUGAGUUUUAAUGAUUCGAACCUAAGUGUAGGUAGACUUCUGACUUCAACUGUAUGUAUACACACAAAAGUAUGUGGACACCCCUUCAAAUGAGUGGAUUCGGCUAUUUCAAUCACACCGUUGCUGGUGGUGUAUUAAAUCAAGCACACAGCCAUGCAAUCUCCAUAGACAAAUAUUGGCAAUAGAAUGGCCUUACUGAAGAGAUCAGUGACUUUCAACGUGGCAGCGUCAUAGGAUGCCACCUUUUCAACAAGUCAGUUUGUCAAAUUUCUGCCCUGCUGGAGCUACCCCGGUCAUCUGUAAGUGCUGUUAUUGUGAAGUGGAAACGUCUAGGAGCAACAACGGCUCACCCACGAAGUGGUAGUCCACACAAGCUCACAGAAUAGGACCACUGAGUGCUGAAGCGUGUCACGUAUAAAAGUUUUCUGUUGCAACACUCACUACCGAGUUCCAAACUGCUUCUGGAAGCAACUUAAGCACAAUAACUGUUCGUUGGGAGCUUCAUGACAUGGGUUUCCAUGGACGAGCAGCUGCACACAAGCCUAAGAUCACCAUGCAUAAUGCCAAUCGUCAGCUGGAGUUGUGUAAAGCUCGCCACCAUUGGACUCUGGAGUAGUGGAUACGUGUUCUCUGGAGUGAUGAAUCACACUUCACCAUCUGGCAGUCCGACGGACGCAUCUGGGUUUGGCGGAUGCCAGGAGAACGUUACCUGUCCGAAUGCAUAGUGCCAACUGUAAAGUUUGGUGGAUGAGGAAUAAUGGUCUGGGGCUGUUUUUCAUGGUUCGAACUAGGCCCCUUAGUUCCAUUGAAGGGAAAUAUUAACGCUAAAGCAUAUAAUGACAUUCUCGUCGAUUCUGUGCUUCCAGCUUUGGGGCAACAGUUUGGGGAAUACCCUUUCCUGUUUCAGCAUGAGAAUGCCACUGUGCACAAAGCGAAGUCCAUACAGAAAUCGUUCGUCAAGAUCGGUGUGGAAGAACUUGACUGGCUUGCACAGAACCCUGACCUCAACCUCAUCGAACACUUUUGGGAUGAAUUGGAACGCUGACUGCGAGUCAGUCCUAAUUGCCCAACAUCAGUGUCCGACCUCACUAAUGCUCUUGUGGCUGAAUGGAAGCAAGUCUCCGCAGCAAUGUUCCAACAUCAAAUGGAUAGCCUUUUCAGAAGAGUGGAGGCUGUUAUACCAGCAAAGGGGGGACCAACUCCAUAUUUAUGCCCAUGAUUUUAGAAUGAGAUGUUCAAUGAGCAGGUGUCCACAUGCUUUUGGUCAUGUAGUGUGUAUAAUCAACUGUUACUAAUGAUCCUCAGCAACAACCACAUGGUCAUGACGGAGUUUACAGAGGAAGCAAAUUAAGGUAAAUGAAACAAUGUCAUUAAAUGGAAUGAUAAUUUAGGUUAUACCAACUGAAGGGAACUAUCAGUAAGUUGGCAGUUGAAUAUGUGUUAUUAGGCCUACUGACGAUCGAUACUAAUAGUGGCUAACAUUUAACAUGAUAGAAGUAGAAAACUGAGAAAGAUAGGCUACCCCAUGUUUAAGACAUUUGAGUGGCCAUCCCUGCAAGUCAAAAGGCCGUACAAUUUAAAUUCUGCAUAAUGGCACAGCAUUUUAUAAACUUUACAGUAGGAAAGUUGAUAUGUUUCAGUUUGCUGCCAUAUGACUUGUUGUACAUUUGUCUCCAGGUAAAAUAUAUCUAAACCGAGUGUCAUUUAUAUUUACAAUUCCCUUAUCCAAACGGAUUACUCAUUUACCUAGCUCUUAAGUUGUAAAUUACAGUCAAUGUUAUUUCUAAUAAAAAAGUGGAUGCUUUUUCCAAUUGAAACCUGUAGGUUUGCUAGACCUUAUUCAUGGUUUCCUCACACGUAAAAGUGGUGGAAUUAAGUCAAGGUCAGAAUACAGCGUAUCUGUUGACACACCUCCGCCACACCUUCAUUUAUUAGAUCUCCACCCAAAACAAAUAGUAGGUGAAUAGAAUACUAUUCUCAUGCUUAUAUUCAAGUUCAGAAUACGCAUAGAGAGAGGUGCAUAGAAAGGGAAUUAUGUUCCAUUUACACGCGCUUAACUUGGGUAGGAAUCGGGCCCUUGGUGAACAAAUAGGCUGGAUACCUUAGCUGUGUCUUCUAUAUCAUGGGAAUCUCCAGGGUAUUCCGAGCUCUGGAAUUCCAGCUGAAAGUCCAUAGGAUAUACUUCCAUAGGAUAUCAGGUUUGUUACAAUACAUGCAUAAUUGAAAUAGUCCUGGGCCUAUUCCACUUCACUGGGAAACAUAUUUUUUAUCUGUCUGGAUGACAAUUUCAAAAAUGUUCUCUUACUUU